Bursaphelenchus okinawaensis is the source of this 2365-nucleotide messenger RNA. NCBI's taxonomy places the organism in Eukaryota, Metazoa, Nematoda, Chromadorea, Rhabditida, Aphelenchoididae. The record is from the annotation of a GenBank genome assembly.
AUGGAUCGGUACCUUUUAAUAUUAUGCUUCAUUACUGCAGUUCGGAGUCUAAAUUUAAAUAUAAGAAAUCUUCACGCUAAAUUUGACGUUCAACAAAAUUUUGUGUACGUUAGUUGGACGGCUCCAAAAGUUAGAGACGGUAUGUAAAGCCGAAUUUUACUUAAUGUAAAAAUUCCAAGCCAAAAAAUAUUAACAAUAAUUGAUGAUAAGAAAGAAAUAGCUAAAAAAAAUCUUUGAUUUUUUAUUUUUUAUAUUUCAGAUGUCCAAUAUCAAGUAAAAUAUAGAUUAUCAAACAGAGACUAUCCAGGAAAUGAAUGGCAUUAUUCCAGGGUACGAGAAACAGAAGCCCCAUUAGAUCAAAUAAAAAAUUUAAAAAACGGAGAUGAAAUUGAAGUACAUGUAAGAGUAUUGCUCAAUUUGUUAUUAGAAUAUUUCUUUCCAGAGUUGAAACAUUAAAAAUUAGAGUAAUAAAAUUGUAAGUGACAAUAUUAAAAUUAAUUUUAAAAAUUUUAAAACGUCAAAAAUAAAAUACAAGUCUUUAGGUAAAAUCGGAACUAGAUGGAGCAAAUUCAAGUUUACCGCUGAUAAUUAAUGUGAUAAAACAAGUAAAUGUUGAUGGUCUUAUUUUAAAAGAAGAUGAUUUUUUACCUCCGUUAAACUUUCAAGCGCUUGUUCUUGAUCCUUACUCUGUAAGAUUAGAGUGGAAACCAUAUAAUUUGAAAGAGAAUGCAUUUUAUAUAGUUAACACAAAACAGCUAACGCCUUAUGGUCAAGAAAACCUCUUAAGACAACAGGUAAGCUUAAAAAAUAACGCUUAAUUAAUUGCUGCUCCUUGUUAUUCAAUUUAUUUAAACUUAUUCAAAUAGCAAAAAACGUUUUCCUAACUGAAAGAAAUUCUCAAAAUAAUGUUUUUAUUUAUAAUUUUAUCUUCACAGAGAAACUUUUUAGGUUAAAGUUAAAGAUACAUUUCUUUUGCUUAGAAACUUAGAGCCAGGACAUAAGUAUGAAUUUACUAUUCGCACUGCAACGACUUUGGAUCAAACAUCCAGUACUGCAGCAAUUGUUGAAGUUAGUAUGCCAGAAGGUAGGCUUUAUUACAUUAUUUGUUGUUUAAAAACAUUCAAAUCAUAAAAAUUUAUGUGUUUUAACAAUUUAAAAUUUAAAACGUUGGGCUUACGCUUUAAUUUUUUAAGUAUAAAAAAGAAAAAAAUUUACAGUUGACAAGUUGUAUGAAGUAGGAAAUUUAAUAAUAACCAGUAAAUUCAAUAUUGAUAACACGGGUGUUGUAAACCUUACAUGGCAAAUUCCACCAAACAUGAAAGACCAAAUCCGAAAAUAUUACGUGGAAUACGCAGCAGCAUCAGACACCGAUUGGAAAAGUUUGACUUUUGACGGUAGUAACCCAACAAUAAUUCUUAAGGACUUGAUCAGGUGUGCAAUAUAAAGCUUGUAGUUAUAUAAAUUUACCUUUAAAUUACAAAAUGUUUUUUUUAAAUAACUUAUAUUAAUGCUGAAUUAAUUUCAGUGAUACUACGUACUCUCUCAAAAUACGGACAAUAUUAUCAAACAACUUCGAGACAGAUAGCGGGACAUUCACGUUUAAAACCCCAAAGAUUCCAGAAAAUCUAAUAAAAAACGUUGAUGUAAUAUACUCAAGCGAAACGUCAGACGUCAAGAUACAAUGGGAGCUUAAAACGUAUGUCGGUUACAAGAUAAUGAAAAAAAUUAUUAGAAAAAAUUUUUUUCUGAUAAAACCCAUGCAGCUGCAGGGCCCUGUAUAACAAUAUAACUUUUAAAGGACCACAGACCAUCAAUCGUUUGCCCCCACUUUUCUUGAUUUACUAGUUAGCAAUGAACUUUUUUCGCGCCAAGAGUAAGCGGGUUCACUGAAUAAAUGAUUUUCUUUAUCUGAAAAUAACCCGCUCACGUUUUGCGCCAAGUAAGUUCAGUCUCUUGAUUUCUCGAAUGAAAAGGCAGAGCACUUAUGGUCUGGAAUUUUUGAAAUAAUUAUAAAUUUUAGAGGAUGUGUUACAUAGCAAAAAAACGCGUAAUAAAUAAAACUUUCAGCGAAGUAAGCAGCAACUUAAUUAAUGGAUACGUAGUUUAUAUAAACCAGGACCUAAAUGCCAAAGAACAUACAUGGCGUCGUAUUCAACAUAAUUCACCAGAAAAAUCGAUUUCAGUUUCUGGACUGCUCACAGAUACUAUUUACUAUGUUAGAAUACUGCCUAUCUUAAAUGAUGGAACUGAAAAAGCAACUACAAUAGUUUAUAAAUUUACUACUCUAUCUCAUCAGCCUAUAAAAAAUCAGAAAAGAAAUCGCCGACAUAUAAAAUAUGGUGAAAAACUGAUAAUGAAGAAAUAA